Messenger RNA from Centruroides sculpturatus (bark scorpion), 1599 nucleotides. Its product is annotated as cytochrome P450 4V2-like. Gene Ontology annotation, molecular function: oxidoreductase activity, acting on paired donors, with incorporation or reduction of molecular oxygen; heme binding; monooxygenase activity. The coding region runs from base 1 to 1599 and encodes 532 amino acids. The transcript is spliced from 13 exons. The record is from RefSeq and is a predicted model, not a curated record. Lineage: Eukaryota; Metazoa; Arthropoda; Arachnida; Scorpiones; Buthidae.
AUGACGGAUGUUGAGAGAUUGUAUCACAUUGGCAGAGAAGGAAACAUUGGGCAUACAACGAAAAAACUUCAAAAAGAAUGGUACAAUGACGGAUUUAGAGAAAAACUGAUUUACUUAUCGAACUACAAAAAUAAUCGACUUAAUGACGUAAAUAUAUUAACAUUUGCGAUUACUUUUCCUGGACCAAAAUCACAUCCAAUACUAGGAAAUAUCGGAAGUGUGACGUAUCACAACACGGACUGUCCUCACGUUUUACUUUUUCAACUUCUAACCGGAUUUACUAAAGUUUUCGAAAAAGAAAGAGUAUUCAGAUUUUGGGUAUGUUUCCGUCCGAUUGUAGCGCUCUACAAACCAGAAAUGGUUGAAGCACUUCUCAGCGGAGUUAGAACUAUGGAUAAAGCCUACGAAUAUAGAUUUCUUCAACCUUGGCUCGGUACAGGACUUUUAACGAGUACCGGGAAUAAAUGGAGAAAGAGAAGGAAAUUGUUAACUCCGAGCUUUCAUUUCCGCAUUCUGGAAGACUUCUUGUUCAUUUUUGAUAAACAAUCGAAAAUUUUGAUCGAUGUCAUGAAAAAAUCCGAUCGAAAAGUUGUAGAUAUUGUUCCUUUAGUAACUAUGUGCACAUUGGAUAUUAUAUGUGAGACUAUUCUGGGUGUAAGUAUAAAUGCCCAGUAUGAUACAGAAUCUGAAUACGUUCGAUCUGUUCAUAACAUAGGUGAGAUGUUUCUAGCUCGUGUAAUGAGACCUUGGUUGUGGUCGGAUUUUAUCUUCUACAGAUCCAAUUUCGGAAAGGAAUUUAAAAAAAGCUUGGAUAUUCUUCACGAAUUUUCUAUGCAGGUGAUUCGAACUAAAAAACAACGAUUGUUACUUGAAGUAAAUGAUUUUGAUUCCAUGGAACCAAAACGUCAAGCUUUUUUGGAUCUUCUCUUAAAUCAUCACUUUCAGGAUUCAAAUUUUAGUGAGGAAGAUAUCAGAGAAGAAGUGGAUACGUUUGUUUUCGAGGGGCACGAUACGACUGCCAUGUGUCUGAGCUGGACUCUUUAUCUAAUUGGUUUGCAUCAAGAAGUACAGUUAAAACUCCAAGAAGAGCAACAGAUUAUUUUCGGUGAUGAUAUCAAUCGUCAAGUUACAAUAGAUGAUUUAAAGGAGAUGAAAUAUCUCGAAUGCGUUAUAAAGGAAUCUCAAAGAUUAUAUCCAUCUGUUCCAUUUCUGGGACGAGAAAUUAAUGAAGAUACUAACAUUGAUAAAUAUUUACUUCCAAAAGGUACGACGUGCUUUGUUUUCUCAUACAUGUUGCAUCGUGAUCCUGAGAUUUUUCCUGAUCCUGAGAUUUUUCAACCGGAACGAUUUUUACCCGAAAACUGUUUGAACAGACAUCCUUACGCCUAUGUUCCUUUCUCGGCCGGUCCAAGAAACUGUAUUGGUCAGAAAUUCGCCAUGAUGGAACUAAAGACCGUAAUAUCAACUGUAUUGAGGAACUUUCAUUUGAAAUCAUUAAAAGAGCGUGAUCAAAUCCUUCUCAUCGCGGAAAUGGUUUUGAGACCUAAAAAUGGCUUAUUCAUAACAAUAAAAGAACGAGAAAAUAAAACAAUUUAUUAA